Drosophila guanche is the source of this 1607-nucleotide messenger RNA. RefSeq lists its product as uncharacterized. The transcript has 3 exons. The record is from RefSeq and is a predicted model, not a curated record. Gene Ontology annotation, molecular function: phosphatidylinositol binding. Gene Ontology annotation, biological process: early endosome to late endosome transport; protein targeting to lysosome; endosome to lysosome transport. The coding region runs from base 116 to 1345 and encodes 409 amino acids. Lineage: Eukaryota; Metazoa; Arthropoda; Insecta; Diptera; Drosophilidae. Gene Ontology annotation, cellular component: extrinsic component of endosome membrane; early endosome; late endosome.
ACCAAAAACAUAAAAAAAUAAAAAAAAACAAAGAAAGUAAAAUAAAUAAAAAAGUCAUGUAGCUGGAAAAGUUGCAGAGGCCAGGCAAAAAGGAUACAUUAUAUAAGACAAAGCAAUGUCCCUGCGUGCACUCAGAAAACGAGAAUCGGGUAACUGUGGCAGCAACAACUACACCAACAACAACAACAAUAGCACGGGGAGAACGCUCUUUAAGAAGGCCAGCACAGCAACAACGUCACCGAAUCAGCAGCGUCCAUUAGCGGUUAAAUCGUCAAGUUGCAGCAGAAAUUUAGAUACUCAAAAACUAAUCCAUCAGCGUAAGCUGCUGGGCCGCGCCACCCAGUCGUGUCCUGACCUAAGGCACUGCGCCAAGUAUUCUGGCAACAGCAGCCUGUUGCGCAGCAAGUCGGAGAGUGAUGUGGGCACAGUAGCCUUGGCUGGCAACUCUGGUGUUCCUCUGACGGCGGCCAACGCAAAGUCAGAAGUGUGUCUGCAGAGAAUCAGUUCGCACAGCUACGAGCCGCAGCAGCGGUCUGCAAAUAGGACCACAAUGAUGGGCGGUGCGCGUUCCCAUAGGGACCUCACACAGACUUCUUACGGCAGCAGCGUGGGGGGUCAUGGCAGCGACUUGGAGUCGGGUAGAGCCCCGCGACGCAUGAGCGAGUGCAGCCUGGGUUACAGCCAGACCAGUGGCGGUGGCUACCCGCGACGCAACGGCUCCAUGUUUGCCAGCCAAAUGACUUUGUCUUCCAGCUCGGCGGCACCUGUUGAUCCCAAUGCAGUUCUGCGCGUGCCAAUAAUUGGCUACGAGGUGAUGGAGGAGCGUGCCCGUUUCACUGUCUACAAACUGCGCGUAGAGAACCCGGAAUCGAAUGACUGCUGGCUGGUUAUGCGCCGCUACACGGACUUUGUCCGGCUGAAUGGCAAGCUAAAGCAGGCGUACCCCAAUGUAUCGCUGAUGCUGCCGCGCAAAAAGCUCUUCGGGGACAAUUUCAAUGCCGUCUUCCUGGACAAUCGAGUGCAGGGACUCCAAAUAUUUGUCAACUCCGUGAUGGCCAAGGAGGAGUUGCGCAGGUGCAAACUGGUGCGAGAGUUCUUCUGCCUGGACGAGCCGCCCUCGUAUUCGGAAUCCAUGGAGGAGUGUCGGGCAAUAUUCGAGGCGCAGGAGGAGACCAUCACUCACCUUAAAAUGCAGAUACAGAAUAAAAACGAUCUCAUACUCAGUUUGCAGCAGAAGCUCCGGGAGGAGAUGAGCGAGAAGGAGCAGCUCAGGGAGGCAUUAAAAAACGUUAACCUGAACUGCUCACAUUGCUCCUCGGCCAACGACAGUCUGGCCUUGAAAUAGGCCAGCGAAAGCGUUGACUAACCCAGUUCAAGGUGCGCGUGGGUACAAUAUUAUGCUGAGCAUAAAUCUGCCCACCCUCGCGCACCACUCUUUGUGGAACACAUAUCCAUAUCCAAAACCAAGUGCAUAUCGAGGCGCUAUAAGGCUCACAUCUAGUUGUAGGUGCUGUUUAUGGGCAAUUAAUAAUUACUGAUGGUAUAUCUUAUUGUAUAUUUACGCUCACAUCAAAAGAAUAUAUAUCUAAGGCACAAUUUACUCAACU